Molecule: messenger RNA, 1299 nt
Organism: Exophiala bonariae
Lineage: Eukaryota; Fungi; Ascomycota; Eurotiomycetes; Chaetothyriales; Herpotrichiellaceae
Exons: 1
Coding region: 1-1299 (432 amino acids)
Biological process (GO): RNA catabolic process
Cellular component (GO): ribonuclease H2 complex; nucleoplasm
Source: RefSeq, a predicted model, not a curated record
AUGGCACCCUCGACUCGAUCAAGCUCAACAAGUCCGGUGAAAAAGGCUGUGCCACCACCAUCUCACCACCGCAUUCAACAACAGAGAGAACCACUCAAGCAUUUCAUUUUACCAAAAGGUCUAUCAAAUAGCGCUCGCUUUCUCCUCCUAAAACAUCCACGGUCCUCUAAAACACAGCGUUUCCUGUUUUGCCCAGGACAAGGCCUGUUUCAACUCACGAAGGUCAGCACCCCUACCGAUGACCCUCGCAGCUUUCUUUUUUCAAGGCCUGCGCAGGAUGCCUCAACAGACAUACAGCCGAAUAUGGACCUACAAAAGGAAGGAGGAACAAUUAGCGGAGGCUACAUCAGCAAAAGUCCUGAGCUCUUUGUUGCGACACCAUUCGACCUCGCAUUUCUCCUGAUCGCUCUGAUACUGCCGGCAACAAUCAAAGCCUCCAAGCCACUCUUCCAACCGCUGGACGAUAUUCUUGAAGAUCACAUCCAGGAAGACAAGCAUUUGAGAUAUCUAUACAGUCAUGGUCGAAGCUUCUUUGACGACGCAAUUUCAAAGUUCUGUGAUCAGAUUGAGGGUGGUGACGAGCAGUUAUACAGACCGAGUGAGGAGAAAACGCUACGGUUAGUCAUGCAGAAGGUCGAUGCUGUAAUUCGGGCCGGACUACCCGCGAGUCUUGACGACAAGUUUGUGAAGAGAAAACUGGAAAUGCCAGUGCUCAGCAUCCAGCGAGAGAACAGCUCAUUUUCUACAAACCUAGACAGCCCAUCACAAGACGAUUGUGACACACCCUCCGAAAAUUUGGAGUCACAAUCAUCUGCUGCCAGCUCAGCACCCUCACUGGUCUUCUCAGAGGUUUCUGCGAGCAGCUCGAUGACCACGAUAACCCCCGAAACCGUGCCCAGCAAGGUUCAUGGACUCCAACAGCAAAGUAUUGUGCUUGAAUUCAUCCUAACCUCAUAUGUACCAUUAUCGGUCGCUGACCGCCUGCAAGCUCGUUUUUCCGCUGCAGAUUCCCCCUUGAAUUUUAAACCUCUCAAGGAGCACCUCAAAACAAUUGCCGAAAUGAAGGCCGAUGCAGCCGCAUCGAGGUCACUUAGCGACUUCAACAGAAAGAGAGGACUCGAGGACGAUGAGGCAGCAGAGUUGAGAGAAGAAAAGAAGAGAAAGCAGGAUGAAGCAGCACAGAAGAAGAAAGCCGGAGAGUCCCGUGGAGUCAGAGACCUCAAAAAGGUUAACGUCUCGGGCAUGAAGAAGAUGAGCGAUUUCUUUGCGAAAAAACCUACAGCAAAGGCCAAAACUUGA